This is a messenger RNA of Rhipicephalus sanguineus (brown dog tick), 1421 nucleotides long. It is a transcript of the gene fbp, whose product is annotated as fructose-1,6-bisphosphatase 1. The coding region runs from base 269 to 1285 and encodes 338 amino acids. Lineage: Eukaryota; Metazoa; Arthropoda; Arachnida; Ixodida; Ixodidae. The record is from RefSeq and is a predicted model, not a curated record. Gene Ontology annotation, cellular component: cytosol; cytoplasm. The transcript has 7 exons. Gene Ontology annotation, molecular function: fructose 1,6-bisphosphate 1-phosphatase activity. Gene Ontology annotation, biological process: sucrose biosynthetic process; fructose 6-phosphate metabolic process; gluconeogenesis.
GUCUCCCGCUCGCGUCCGGCCUGCCGCGGUCUGGGACAGCGCCGGACCAGCGGCGGCAACUCCUCCCCUGUCAUCGGAGGAGGCAGGCAGCGAGCGGGAAGUAGUUGUUGUCCCGCCGAAUUCGCCCAGCUCUUUCUCGCGGCCUUCUCGCCGCAGCCUCCCAUCCUGGCGACCUUCGAAAGACCUCCUUGCCCACACGUCGCUGGGAGACGAGAUACGCCCUCCGGCCAGCGAUAAGGCUGCGAGAGCCGAGGGGCCCAUCCGCAACAUGGCUUCGCGACACACAAUCGACACGAAUGCUAUGACGCUCACGAGGUUCGUCCUGGCCGAGCAGCGAAAGGUGCCCGGUGCCACAGGAGACUUGACGCAGCUCCUGACUGCCAUCCAGACCGCCAUCAAGGCGGUCGCCGCAGCCGUGCGACGGGCCGGCAUCGCCCAGCUGUACGGCAUGGCGGGCAACACGAACGUCCAGGGCGAGGAGCAGAAGACGCUGGACGUGCUUAGCAACGACCUCUUCAUCAACCUUCUAAAGGCUUCUUUCACCACCUGCCUCUUGGUCUCCGAGGAGAACGACACGGUGGUCGAAGUGGAGACCGAGAAGCAGGGAAAAUACGUGGUGUGCUUCGACCCUCUGGACGGAUCCUCCAACAUUGACUGCCUCGGGUCCAUUGGCUCCAUCUUUGCCAUCUUUCGUCGGACAAGCUCAGGACGACCAGACGCGAAAGAUGCAUUGCAGACGGGGCGGAACGCGGUGUGCGCGGGGUAUGCAUUGUAUGGAAGCGCGACAAUGGUCGUCAUAAGCUUGGGCCAGGGGGUCAACGGAUUCAUGUUGGAUCCCGCGAUGGGCGAGUUCAUCCUCACGGAUCCAGACAUGAAGGUCAAGCCUCGUGGCAAGAUCUACAGCAUCAAUGAAGGAUACGCCGGCACGUGGGAUCCUGCAGUCACGGAGUACGUCAAGAAAAAGAAGUUCCCAGAGAGUGGAAAGCCUUACGGAGCCCGUUAUAUCGGUUCCAUGGUCGCCGACGUCCACCGGACGCUGAAGUACGGCGGCAUAUUUAUGUACCCAGCUACCAAAGACGCUCCCAAUGGAAAGCUUCGCCUGUUGUACGAGUGCAUCCCGAUGGCGUUCCUGAUCGAGCGGGCCGGCGGGAUGGCGCACUCCGGCAAGCAGCCCAUCCUGGACGUGCAGCCGGACACGCUGCACGGUCGCUGUCCCAUCUUCCUCGGCUCCAAGGAAGACGUGCAGGAAGUGGUCGACCUCUACAAGAAGCACAACCUGGCGUAAAGGGGAGGAAGCCACCCACCUCGUCAUCGCGGCUCGCCGCUGAAGCCGCGAGAAAAAAGAAAACCAAGGAAAUUGUUGCCAACGCUCGUUUGUUAUCUCGUUUGAAUUAAAACAAAACUGUGCACUCGUUAGUACA